GAGCGAGUUUCCCAUUGCUGCUUCCACAACCAACUUUUGAGGGGGUGAGGGUUUUAGUUCAUCCGCGGGGGGUUGAGGGGGUGGGGGGUUGUGGACGGCCGCGGCCACGACAUAGCUGCGAGUGCUUUGAUCGUCUGGCAAUGCCUCGCUUACGGAGGAAGGAGCUUGAGGAUGUCGUGUUGGCUUUGAUGGCCACCGAGGGGAAAAUGGCGGAUGAUGCCUUCGAAAUGCUGGAUCUCAUCAUGGGAUUCCGGCCAAGGAGACCAUCUUUCAUUCUAGGGUCCGCACAGCAGUCACAUAAAUUUGGCUCUGUCGAUGACAAUGGCGAUGGGCGUUGUGCCCGUAGUCUCCUGUGGCUGUUGCCCACCAUUGUGGAGUUGACGAAUGUCAUUGCAAGGCCUCCCCCAAGGUGGUGGGUGUUGCGGCGCUCUGCGGGCUUGUGGAACGAUCUCAUUCCCUGUGACAACGCACAGAACGACCAUUACAUUGGUCUUCUGUGGAUGCGGCGUUCCACUUUUGACCGUCUUGUCGAAAGUUGGAACCACUGCUUGAGAAGCAGGUUACGAAAUUUAGACUGCCGCAUCCACCUGCGAAGAAGGUGGCAUAUGCCCUCCACAGGUGGGCCCAUGGGGACUGCCACUGACAUAGUUGCUCGGGUUACGUCUUCGCUCGCUGUUCCGCGCUCGCACACCAUGGCAGGGAAUGGCACUUGGAGGGAUUAUGUGAGGGAGCGGAAUGCGUUGGUGCAGAAAUUGGAGAAGACAGAGAGGGAGGUUGAACGUCUGUACAAGUUUUUGGUGGCGAGAGGUGAUAGUAUCAGCGUCCGUAUGCAACAUGGCAGAGCAGUUUGUGAAACUGAGAUAACGCAGAAGUGUGGUCAUGCGAGGAGAUGGGCUUUGUUCGUUGUUCAAAGACUGCGUUCGUCGAGAGUGAACCUGCAGCAGUGGUGUGACGACGUCAUCACAGAGCAUCUGCAGACACGGCGGCAGUUGGAUAGAUGCAGACAAAUGUCGGAGGACAUGCGCAUACAGGUAGAUCAGACAUCUACAGCCUUGUGGGAAGCGUUGGUGGAGCGGGAUGCGGUUGCGGCGGAGCGAGGAGAAGCUAUGGCGGAGCGUGAUGAAGUUCGAAGACAGUUGAAUGCAUCAUCAAGAGAUCUGCGAGUGACAUGCCAGCAGGCUGAAACGACUUGGCAAAUCUAUAACGACGUUGUGUAUGGUGGUCAGACUGCGCGUCAGAAGUUCCCACCACCGGCGAGAUAUUUAUGUGAUGGGAUGGGAUGCAUGACACUCCACGAUAAAGGAAAGGCUGCCGACAUAUCCACUUCCACCUUUGCUGCACAGACGUCGAAAUACGUUUCAUGUGAGGACUUGACUGCGCGUGUGUCGGAGAUGGAGAGCGAGAUUGGAACGAGCAGCAAGAGAGGAGAGUGCACAACAUGCUCUGGGAAAUUGACAGAUUGCCCUGGGCAUUUUGGUUACAUUCAGCUGGAGCUACCAGUGUAUCAUAUCGGAUACUUCAAGAACAUUGUCAACAUUCUUCAGUGCAUCUGUAAGAACUGUGCACGUAUAUUAUUGGCAGAGGAUGACAGGAGACUCUUCCAAAGGCGAUUCCGGAAUCCAAGAAUAGAGGUGCUGCAGCGAAAAGCGUUGGUCAAGAAGGUGAUUGAGAAAUGCAAGAGGCAGCGCAUGUGUCCUUAUUGUAGUUCUGUUAAUGGAGUGGUGAAGAAGAGUAGUGGUGUGAUGAAGAUUAUCCAUGACAAAUAUGGAAAGGAUCUCAAUCUAAGGGAAGAGUACAUGCAAGAGUUUCAAGACGCACUUGCAAACAACAGGGAGCUGAAGAGCCAUCUCUCAAAAGUUCAGGAUGAUCUAAACCCCAGUCGUGUCUUAGGGCUUUUCGAGCGGAUGGAGGAUGAGGAUUGCCAAGUCCUCGAUCUUGCACAGAGACCGGAGCGGCUCAUUCUCACCCAUUUGCCCGUCCCUCCCGUUUGCAUCCGUCCCUCUGUGGAAAUGGAAGCAGCGCAAGGCAGCAAUGAAGAUGACAUUACAAUGAAAUUGAUGCAGAUUAUUGAAGUCAACAACAUUAUCCGCACCGGGCUGGAGAAAGGAAUUGGCAUCGUCAGUCUCAUGGAAAACUGGGAUUUCCUUCAAGUGCAGUGUGCUAUGUAUAUCAAUAGUGAUCUUCCAGGUCUGCCUCUGGCUUUUCAGCCAACCGGCAAACCACUGCGAGGGUUCGUGCAACGGCUGAAGGGGAAGCAGGGACGCUUUCGUGGAAACCUAUCAGGAAAGCGUGUGGACUUCACUGGGCGCACUGUCAUUUCACCCGAUCCCAACCUGAAAGUUACUGAGGUUGCUGUCCCUGUGCUGAUGGCGCAGACUCUCACAUUCCCUGAAAAAGUGUCCAAGUACAACAUAGAGAAGCUGAGGCAGAGAGUUAUCAAUGGGAUUAAUAAACACCCUGGUGCAAACUUUGUUGUGUUCCCGGAUGGUGGCAGAUGGUUUCUCAAGUUUGGAGAUCGGCGGAGAAUUGCAGCGGACCUCAAGUAUGGCGACAUUGUGGAGCGUCAUAUUGAAGAUGGCGAUGUCGUACUUUUCAAUCGACAACCAAGUCUCCACCGAAUGUCUAUUAUGGCCCAUCGAGUGCGAGUGUUUCCAUGGCGGACAUUGCGGUUUAAUGAAUCUGUGUGCAAUCCCUACAAUGCGGAUUUUGAUGGGGACGAAAUGAACAUGCAUGCGCCGCAGACGGAAGAAGCAAGGGCGGAAGCGCUGAACUUGAUGGGGGUGGCAAACAAUCUUUGCACCCCAAAGAAUGGUGAGAUCUUGGUGGCCUCGACACAGGAUUUCUUGACGUCUGCUUUCCUGCUUACGAGGAAGGACAACUUUUAUGAUCGGAGCAUGUUCUCCCUUCUUUGCAGUUACAUGGGAGAUGCGCUUGACUAUGUAGAUCUUCCAACACCUGCUAUUCUCAAGCCAAUGGAGCUGUGGACUGGAAAACAAUUAUUCAGUGUUCUCGUGCGUCCAAACGCAAAGACAAGGAUUUUCAUCAACCUCACAGUUGCUGAGAAGACAUACACGAAGAUGGGCGAGUCCAUGUGCCCCAGUGAUGGCUUCCUGGCACUGCAACCAGGUUGUAAUGCGGCUCAGACACUAGAGGCGGAGGUUAUGGGAGAACUGAACAAGAUUCGAGAGGAUGCAGGCAAAGUGUGUCUUCGAGAGCUGGCAUGGCACAACAGCCCACUAAUCAUGUCCCAAUGUGGGUCGAAGGGUUCACCAAUCAACAUCAGUCAGAUGGUUGCUUGUGUCGGUCAACAGAGUGUUUCUGGAAAGCGUGCGCCCAACGGCUUCAUCGAUCGCAGUCUGCCACAUUUCCCUAAGCAUGACAAGUCCCCUCAGGCCAAGGGUUUUGUGGCCAAUUCCUUUUACAGUGGGCUCACUCCAACAGAGUUCUUCUUUCACACAAUGGGCGGACGAGAAGGUCUGGUGGACACUGCGGUGAAGACUGCCGAGACAGGUUAUAUGUCUCGGCGGUUGAUGAAGGCACUUGAAGAUUUGUCUAUGCAAUAUGACGGGACUGUUCGAAAUGCAAGCGGAGCAAUUGUUCAGCUCUCUUAUGGUGACGAUGGCAUGGAUCCCGUUCACAUGGAAGGGAAGAACGGAACCCCUCUCAAUUUGGAAAGGUUACUGCUCAAGACCAAGGCACAAUGCCCAAGUCGUGGGGAGGUUUCCAUGGCGCCAGGAGAGCUGAAAACGAAAGUCCUGAAUCGAUUGGAUCGCCCAGAUAUGUCCCCGGAGCACGGAUGUUCAGUGAAGUUCAGGAGCAGUCUGCUGGCGUUUCUGGAGAAUGAGAUAGGUGCCAUUUCAAGGGCAAGGACAAAGCUUGGCCUCCCGGAGGCGCCAACCGAGAAGGACAUCGAAUCCAAUCAUGCGCUAGAGAGGACUGCGCUGUACAUGCGAGGCCUGACACGACGCCAGGUGGAGGUCUUCCUUGAGACUUGCAUCCGCAGAUAUUACCGGAAGCGAAUGGAACCUGGUGCGGCUGUUGGAGCAGUUGGUGCCCACAGCAUUGGUGAACCAGGCACACAGAUGACGCUGAAGACGUUUCACUUUGCUGGUGUUGCAAGCAUGAAUAUUACUUUGGGAGUGCCUCGCAUUAAGGAAAUCAUAAAUGCCGCAAAGACAAUCAGCACACCCAUCAUCACGGUGAAACUUGUGUGUGAUAAUGAUGUCAAGGCUGCACGAAUUGUAAAAGGACGAAUCGAAAAGACAGUUCUUGAAGAGGUAGCAGAGUACGUAAAAACCGUCCUGCGACCGGGACAAGCGUAUGUGGCAGUCAAGCUGGAUAUGAAACGGAUCGAGGCACUCCAACUGGACAUCGACGCGUGCUCUGUGGCGCAAUCCAUUAUCGUUGCUCCGAAGCUGAAGCUGAAAGCGCAGGUAUGGACCAACCUUCGUGCUGUCAUGGGGACCCCAGGAGUCGACGGGAGGGAGACAACCAGCAAUCAUAUUAUGGAAGCAAUGGAGACGCUCGGCAUCGAAGCGGCACGGAAGUCUAUAAUGAACGAGAUUCAGUACACCAUGGGCAGCCAUGGGAUGAGCAUAGACACCAGACACUCCAUGCUUCUGGCAGAUGUGAUGACAUUUAAGGGUGAGGUUCUUGGGAUUACGCGCUAUGGAAUCGCCAAGAUGAAGGACAGCGUCUUGAUGCUUGCCUCGUUUGAGAAGACGACCGAUCACCUGUUUGAUGCCGCGAUUCAUGGGAGAACGGACCAGAUUGAAGGCGUCAGUGAAUGUAUUAUCAUGGGAAUCCCAAUGCCCCUCGGUACCGGCAUGUUCAAAAUCCGCCAGAAGGUGAUCCCUCCGGUUCUCAAGCCAGGCCCACCACUACUUCUCACAUGAUUGGCUGCUGUACAGCAGGGAGCAAGUCAUCAAGAAAACUACCACUGCCCCACCAUUCAUGGUGUCUGCUUCACAUGAUGUUCGAUAAGGCCUUCAGCGGAACAGGGGGAGGAACAGUAGGAGGGAGGGAUGGAGGGAGGGGGGGAUAUUCAGGUGGGCAGCCCAGCAGAUGGAUGAAGAUAGGGAGGGAGGAAGGGAGGGAGGAAGGGAGGAAGGAGGGAUCUAGGGAAGUAGAGAGGGACGUAGGGAGGGAGGGAGGGAUGGAUGGACGGAGAGAGGGAGGGAAGGAGGGAGGGAUGGAGGGAGGGGAGGAGAUAAUACAUCCAGACGAAUGGAUCGAUGGAUGGGCACCCGGAGGGAGGAGGGCAAGAGGAACAGAGGGAGAGAUGUUGCAAAAAGGCGUACUCACACAAGCACUUUCAUGGAUAUCUUUUGAACUCAGCUAUGCCCAGGUAUUAUUGAGGAGGUCCUAGUGCGAGCUUGAAGGAAGACCUAACUCAUGGCAAAGAUGACAUUGUUGUCCGCCAUAGCGUCAGGCCUGCGGGUGUGAGCAGCUGCAAUCUAGUGACACGGGGAGUCGGGAUGAAAUUAUGACCCUUCAUGGAUCGAUCGUAAAUUCCAACAGUCAGCCCGACUUCGGUGGAAACAUUGAUCACACACCUUACAGCUGGCAGACGUCAGAGAACAGAUGAUGGCAGACGUCAGGCGUCGACUGAAGACAGAAUUCAGUUUGGCUGUCUUGGACUGUAGCUGAAGUAAUGUCCCGUCUUUCCUUCUCUCGUAAAUGUUGCGGCGUUCAUGUUCUCGCCUAAUCAGUACUCAACCCCCUCAUAGUGGGGAACGAAGACCUUUAAGGCUUGAGCUGAUUGUCCCAAGUUCCCAUCUGUCCCAAGUCCCCUGCCGCCGGAGGAUGCAAUGUGCUGGUAUGUAUGUACAAAGUUAGAAGCAACCAGAGCUCGCUCGCGAACACUCACCGAACACUCGCAGAAAGCUCUCAGAAACUGAGCUCGCGAAAUUUUGCCUGCUGUUACUUGUGUAUCCCACCAGAGCACUGUUGUCAAAGCCAGGAAGGAUUGUGUACAGGUAGGAGGAGCUGUGACGUGCUAUGGAUAGCACAUAAUGUUAUUCACAAGUGAGGCUGUGAAAUAGCAAUAGCUAAAGCGCCCUCCAGAUUACUCUUAGCUAUAGUGGAAAGAUCUGUGUACGAGUAUGCCUUCAUCAAACCGCCAGUACAGCAGGGCGUGGUGCCGCCACACUGUGCGCCAAGUUUUGUCGAACCGCCAGCGGCGCACUUCUUUUCUGUUUGGCUGGUGCUGCCAGCCAUUGUGGUCGGGCAGCCCCGAGCCUGUGACAUUUUAGGAGUAGGCGACAAAGCGAUCUUCCAAGUCUGGGGUCGUGUACUGCCGGUGUAAGAAGGUUGGGUAGCGUCACAGGAAACAGCACACACACGGACUAGAUGUUUCUUAAAGC
This is a messenger RNA of Chara braunii, 6365 nucleotides long. Lineage: Eukaryota; Viridiplantae; Streptophyta; Charophyceae; Charales; Characeae. The record is from the annotation of a GenBank genome assembly.